AUGGCGCGGGUGUCUGGCCUGGGAAUUUCGUUGCUGGAGAACCCAAGCCACUUCGGCCACCCGCUCGGCUUCCAGGUGCAAUUCGAGUGUGGGGAGGCGUUGCCUCAUGAUUUGGAGUGGAAGAUCAUCUAUGUGGGCUCUGCAGAGAGUGAGGAAUAUGACCAAAUUCUUGACUCAGUGCUGGUGGGACCUGUUCCAGCUGGGAGGCAUAUGUCUGUGUUUGAAGCCAAUGGCCCCAACCCUGAUCUAAUCCCUGAAAGUGAUGCUGUGGGAGUUACAGUAAUACUUAUCACUUGUACCUAUCUGGGCCAAGAAUUCAUCCGCAUUGGAUACUAUGUCAACAAUGAAUAUAUGGAUCCUGAGCUAAGAGAGAACCCACCCCUCAAGCCAGUCUUCUCCCAGCUACAGAGGAAUAUCCUGGCAUCCAACCCCAGAGUCACCCGUUUCCACAUCAGUUGGGAUGGUCCUAGAGACCAGAUGGACAAUAUUGAAAAUGUAGACCCAGAACCUGAUAGCUUCCUGCCUCCUAGCUGUGCCUACAUCAAAGGGUUGGUCCAUUCCAUGGGUCUGCAACCAGAGAAUUCCAUGGACUGUAUGUGAUCCAAACACAAUAAUGUUGAGGACCCUGCGCAGUGAAGAGCAGUUGACAAGUUUUUGUGGGAGAUGUAGGAGGAAUUUGGGAUAAUGAAGCAACUGAUAUGUCUAUGGAGAUUGACAAAUGAGAGUCCUUUUCGUGUUGGGGUUUGUAACAGAUCUACAGGUCUGUUCUGUCAUAGUAUUUCUUCAUUGAUACUUGGGUCCUCCUGCCACUGACCCUUGAUAGGCACCUAGUCUAGCUGCAUAAACAAGAACCCUGUGUUUCCCUCCUUUGUUCCAGGUCUCCAGAAGGCUGAGCAAUGGGAGCUUCCUUGUUAUUUUGAGCACCCAUUUCCUGGGAAUCUAGCAUAUAGGCGCCUUCUUUUCGAGACAGUUUUCUGUUGCAACACAGCUAAGUCUUGAUGAGUUGCUGCUGGCAGAAUAGCUAGCACUUGCAGUCAGGUCUUGAUGCCUCUCAGGAGUUG
Lacerta agilis (Sand lizard) is the source of this 1061-nucleotide messenger RNA. Its product is annotated as histone chaperone asf1b-B-like. Bases 1 to 600 code for a protein of 199 amino acids. Gene Ontology annotation, biological process: DNA replication-dependent chromatin assembly. The transcript has a single exon. Gene Ontology annotation, cellular component: nucleus. The record is from RefSeq and is a predicted model, not a curated record. Gene Ontology annotation, molecular function: histone binding. Lineage: Eukaryota; Metazoa; Chordata; Lepidosauria; Squamata; Lacertidae.